Messenger RNA from Suillus paluster, 927 nucleotides. RefSeq names its product band 7 family-domain-containing protein. Gene Ontology annotation, cellular component: mitochondrion; membrane. The record is from RefSeq and is a predicted model, not a curated record. Gene Ontology annotation, biological process: mitochondrion organization. Bases 1 to 927 code for a protein of 308 amino acids. The transcript is spliced from 9 exons. Lineage: Eukaryota; Fungi; Basidiomycota; Agaricomycetes; Boletales; Suillaceae.
AUGAACAGUCAAGACGCAUUCAGAAAAUUCGCUCAGCAACUACAGAGGGCCAGUCAGUCUGGAGGUGGUGGUGGGAUGCCAGGAGGUCCAGGUCGCUUCCUCGCAGGCGGAGGCCUGAUGGUCGCGCUGGUGGGCGGUGGACUGCUCCUGAACUCGAGUUUGUUCAACGUCGACGGUGGUCAUAGAGCUAUCAAAUAUACUCGUCUUCAGGGUGUUAAGGAUGAAGUGUACAACGAAGGGACACACCUCAUGGUUCCCUGGUUUGAGACACCAAUAGUUUUCGACAUUCGUGCAAAGCCUCGCAGUGUAGCAAGUUUGACUGGCACGAAAGAUUUGCAAAUGGUUAACAUCACUUGCAGAGUUCUGUCCCGGCCAGCUGUAUCUGCUCUGCCUCAAAUAUAUCGCGAACUAGGAAAAGACUAUGACGAGCGUGUGCUACCGUCUAUCGUCAACGAAGUCCUCAAAAGUGUGGUGGCACAGUUCAAUGCAAGUCAGCUCAUUACACAACGUGAAAUGGUGUCUCGGUUAAUUCGCGAGAAUUUGACGAAUCGUGCAUUGCGCUUUAAUGUCGUCUUGGACGAUGUGUCCAUUACCCAUGUGGCGUUUUCACCCGAGUUCACGCAUGCCGUCGAGGCUAAGCAGGUCGCUCAACAAACAGCUUUAAGGGCCGCCUUCUUGGUUGAUCAGGCAAUUCAAGAAAAACAGUCCAUUAUAGUGCGAGCCCAAGGUGAGGCUCGGAGUGCUGAGUUGAUCGGUGAAGCAAUGCGCACGAACAAAGGAUUUUUGGAGCUCCGACGGCUUGAGGCCGCCAGGGAUAUUGCCAACAUGCUGGCUGCCUCAGGCAAUAAAGUGAUGUUAGAUGCCCAGAGCCUUUUGCUGAAUGUGACAGGAGAAGACACAAAAGAAUUGCUGAAAGUGAAGAAGUAA